Molecule: messenger RNA, 2565 nt
Organism: Folsomia candida
Lineage: Eukaryota; Metazoa; Arthropoda; Collembola; Entomobryomorpha; Isotomidae
Product: zinc finger protein 350
Exons: 7
Coding region: 137-1693 (518 amino acids)
Biological process (GO): regulation of transcription by RNA polymerase II
Molecular function (GO): RNA polymerase II cis-regulatory region sequence-specific DNA binding; DNA-binding transcription factor activity
Source: RefSeq, a predicted model, not a curated record
UUCCAUUCCAUUCCAUCAUCAUCUGCUCUCUUGUCAACUUUGUAAACAUUUCGCAUUUCUGAUUUGACUAGAAAAUACAAAACUUAAGAAAUUAAUUCGUCACCUGUGUAAUUUUUUUGCAGAUUUUUUAUUCACCAUGUCCUGCCUUAUCUGUUUGCAAGUUAUCCAGGACUACCACACGGUAGAAAACGCCGCCCAGAAAAUCAGAAUAGCAACCCUUUGCAAAUUGUUAGCACAUAACAGUAAAAUUUCGCACAAAUCGGAAUUUGACGAUGAUACCGAGAUGUGUGACCUUUGCACCAAUUGUUACCCUCUCUUCAGAAGAAUGGAAGAAAUUAAGGACCAAAUUUCACUCCUAGAGGAAGAAAUUGGGACGACAGUUGGUCAAAUUCAAGCCACCAUUUUCGAUACUUCUUCCAAACUUGAAAGUUAUGGAGAUAACAAAAUUAUACAAAUUCGUGCCAUGCUUCUUCGCCUGUCAGGAGCAAAUGCGGAACUAGAUGAUGCCAAUUUUGUGGCGGACGAAGUUGAAGUCAAAAUAGAGCAAGAUGUUGAUCCCCUCUGUGAUACGAUGGGCCAAUUCUUGGGCGACGACGAUAAUUCCUACUCUCAGGCAGCUUUAACUUAUGACGAAGGUCAAAAUAACGAUGAGGAUGGCGACAGCGCCUUUUGUAUCAUUCCUUCUAUAACAAAAAAGAGGUCGAGAGGGAGACCUAAAAAGACAACAGAGGAAAAAGUAAAACCCCGUGGCACUAAACGAAGAAGAGAAGAAUCUCGGCCCCCUGAACAAGAAGAGUCAAACUUAAUCCAAACUUCGCCACGGUUCUCACGCCGCAUCAAAAAAAUACAGACCGCUCCACCCAAGAAAGUCCAAAAAUCCCUUGUCGUUUCCCUCAAACGUAUUAAACCUUCGAUUAAAAAAUCUGCUCCGAAAAUAUCAAACUCAUCAGACGAGGAUAUGAGUCACGACGACGACAACGAGUGGACCCCCAAACUCGAGCCUCACGAUGACGACAGUGACGAAGUUGACGACAAACCUGACGUAGCUCGCCCUCACAAAUGUACAGAUCCCUUCUGUACCAAAACUUUCUCUACGGAGGCCACUCUUCGCCGGCAUACCGACCUUUAUCACGUUGUCCCCUGCACCGCGCCGUCCUGCACGGCCCGUUUACCCACCAAAAAAUUGAGGAACGUCCACUUGAAGCAGGAGCACGACGGUAUAACGCCUUAUCCUUGUCCCAUUUGCGAAAGGGGGUUUACUUGCCUGGGUAGUCUGGCGGCGCACAAGGUGAUUCGCCACGAAAAAGGGGAGAAGGCGUUCUUCUGCACUAAAUGCGGGAAAGGUUUCUGCCUCGAGGACAAUUAUGCGAGACAUGUCAAGCUUCACGACAUCGAGGGGAUCAAACCGCUCGUUUGUGAACUGUGCGAUGGCCGAUUUGAGGAUGAGGACCGUUUAGAGAAACAUUUAAAGACAUUGUCGCAUUUUAAUCCGUUCCAGUGUAAUCUUUGUCCAAAGCGGUGCCAGAGCAAGAGAGCUCUGGAGAGACAUUUGCGUGGCCAUGCUAAAGAAAAAUGGGAAAAAUGUCCUCACUGUGACAUGCCCUUGGCGGACAAGGUCUCUCCCUGGACGCCCACGUCGCCCGAGCACACACUUCCGGACCAGCCCCGUUUAUUUGCGACAUUUGUGGUCUAGGUUUAUACCUGGAGUAUGACCUUAACGUCCACAUGAAUCGUAAGCACGAUGACAAACUCCUCGUCAAGUGCGACAUUUGUAGCGAAACCUUUAAACAGUUGUCCUCCUUGCAAACUCAUGUUAUCAAAGUGCACGACGGUGACCCAUACGUUUGUGAUGAAUGCGGGGCCAAAAUCACAUCGCAGUACGGAUUAAAUCUACACAAGAAGAUUCACACGGGAAAUAAAAAGCACAAAUGCGAGACAUGUGGCGCCUCAUUUAUUCGACUGGCACAACUAAAGAAUCACCGGGCAACUCACACGGGGGAGCGAGCAUACCCCUGUCCCCACUGCGAAAAAGCUUUCAAGACUCGUAACACUAUGGAAACUCACGUGACGAGGAUUCACACUCCGGGCUACGUCAUCCCCAACCCGCAUAAAUGCCCCCAUUACAGUAAAGGAUUUCAGAAUCCUUUCUUCCUUCAGGGUCACAUCCGCCAAGCGCACACGGGAGAGCGGCCCUUCAUUUGCGACCAGUGCGGAAAAGGGUUCGCGGUCAAGUCGGCGCUAACCCUGCAUUUGAAGGGGGCUCAUGGCGUCACUUUCGAGGUGAAAGAUAGGCUGCCAAGAUCGAGAAAGGAUGUCGUUCAGGGAGAAGAUGAGGAAGGGAAUUGUUAAAUAUUGCAGAAUAUUGUUAACUUUCGAUUUUAACAGGGUCACAUUAGUUGGGUCGUAAAAUUGUUAGAGAAUUUUGUAACUGUGUUAAUUUACAUAUGCAACUUUGUCCCAAAUGACAUUUUCUGUUCGUAAUUUGUACGUGCACUCAUAUUUUACUCGGCCAGAAGUGCAGGGAAAAUUAUGAUCCCUAGUAAUAAAUAAUUUGACCAUACUUUC